Molecule: messenger RNA, 870 nt
Organism: Purpureocillium lilacinum
Lineage: Eukaryota; Fungi; Ascomycota; Sordariomycetes; Hypocreales; Ophiocordycipitaceae
Source: RefSeq, a predicted model, not a curated record
AUGGAGGCGCCUGGCUUGGCCGAUGCCGCCAUCAUCAUCAGCAACGCCCGUCAGCUUCGGGACGGGUUGGUCCCCCAUCCCCUAACCGUCGGCGGUCCCUAUUACGCCAGGGAGAUCAUGGCGAUGGAUUUGUCGGACAUGACACAGCACCCCCAGGCUGGCAAACGAAUGUCAGACUGGGCGAGCAGUGCCACGCACUGCACGACGACCUUUGACGACUUCGAUGAUCGAACUGCAUAUUCCAUGUCGACCGCGCCUCCUCGUCGGGGACCUGCGGUGCAAUACCAAUACGACCAGCGUCCCGAUGUUCCGGAGCCCGCCUAUGCGUGGUCCCAGUCGUGGUCUGAGGCGAAUGUAGCGGCGACAGAUCCGGGAGUGGACAUGCUCCUCAGGGGGUUCCCCUGCGAGUUUCGCAAUCUCUCACACUGCUUUCUGGAGUUCGCCUUUGACCAGGUCGAGCUGUGGAUACAACACGUCGCGGACGGCCAUCUGGGCCAUCGGUUUCCUCGGGAAAGCCGCUGUUGGUUCUGCGACAUGAAGUUCGUCGCUGAAACAAAUCGCCGAGACAAAAAGUCGGGUGUCUUUCGCGAGCGCAUGUACCACAUCGCGGAGCACCUUUACAAGGGUGUGACGGCCGCAAGUAUCCGGCCAGACUUUCCCCUGCUGGAUCACCUUUGGGAAUACCGCAUCAUUGACGAUGCGGCGUUUCAGAGGGGCAAGGGGCAGAGCGAACGGAUUCCCAUGCCUCGGGACAUGACGUUCGGGCCUGUCCCGACCGCGCCGCCUCGGGGUGAAAUAUAUCCGGAGGAACGGCGGGGACGACACCGCCCCAAGGGAACAACACACCAUAGGAAUCGCGGUGCGAAAUGA